Molecule: messenger RNA, 1632 nt
Organism: Anneissia japonica
Lineage: Eukaryota; Metazoa; Echinodermata; Crinoidea; Comatulida; Comatulidae
Product: multiple coagulation factor deficiency protein 2 homolog
Exons: 4
Coding region: 35-502 (155 amino acids)
Source: RefSeq, a predicted model, not a curated record
CUACAUUAUUCAAUAAUUUUUAUUUACAGAUGCAAUGCGUCAUAGAAGGAUUUCUCAUUUAGGUUUAAUAGUGACAUUCCUAAUAUUGAUCGCGGGUGAUUACGGUCGACUAACGUAUGCCGAAGAUCGCUCCAAGUUUCACGAUGCGGACAUAGUUAGAAAUCAAGAUCAUAUUAAAGAGCAUCUUCAGGAGGAAGUUGACAUCGACACCGAAGCCGAGAUGACGAACGAAGAACUGGAGUUCCACUAUUUUAAGCUACAUGACUUCGAUAAUAACACAAAGCUAGACGGUCUCGAGAUCCUCUCGGCCAUAUCCCACGUGGUACCAUUCGAACCUAAAUCUCCAGAGACCAAGACAGCUCAACAGAUAAGGGACGAAAAAAUGGACUUCUUUGCUGAUAUCAUCGAGCAAGUUCUUAAGGAAGACGACUACAACAAUGACGGUUAUUUAACCUACUUAGAAUAUGUUUUGUCGAGACGUAGAACCGAUCGGGGUGCUUGAUUCAGUCAAUUUAUUAAUAAUUAAAAACAGGCCUAUAUGCCUUUUCUCUCCAUCAUGUACUUAAAGUGAGAGUAGGUAUCCUGCUUUCGCGACUUUCGGACAAUUCCAAAAAUAAUUUGGGCCCUAUUUUAUAAAUUAUAUUUUAUUGAUAACGAUUUAGUGACUUUAUUGUCUAGUUUAGGCUUUACCUAACGACAUCAUCGAGCAAGUUCUUAAGGAAAACGACUACAACAAUGACGGUUAUUUAACCUACUUAGAAUAUGUUUUGUCAGGACGUAAUUGAUCCGGGUGCUUGAUUCAGUAAAUUUAUUAAUAAUUAGAAACAGGCUAUGCAUUUUUUUCUCCAUCAUGUACUUAAAGUGAGAGUGGGUAUCCUGCUUUUGCGAUUUUCGGACAAUGCCAAAAAUCAUUUAGGCCCCAUUUUAUAAAUUAUAUUUUAUUCAUAACGGUUUAUAGUGACUUUAGUGUCUAGUUUAGGCAUACUCUUUAUUGUGGUUAUCCAUAUAAUUUUAGCAUAUAGACACUUUGUUCAAUCAUAUAUUAAAUUUUUAAACAUACAACGUGUGAUUUUACAGGAGCAAAGCUAUUUUUCUUGAAAUAAAAGUACUCCUAAAACAUGGUGUUCAUUGAUUAUGUUUUGAUGUUUAGGUUAAUAAUAUUUGGGUAUUGUGAUAUUAUCACUUCAUUAUUAUCAUUAUAUCUUUAUGAUUGUCACCAUCACUGUCACAUUAACCGUCAACGUCACCGUCAUCAAAAAUUGAGGUCAUUGUUGGCUUUACUGGAUUUUUGCGUUUACUGCUAUUCAAUAUUAAAAUAAUUUAUUGAAUUUAGACAUUGACAUUGACAUUAUUAUUAUUAUUAUAAUUAUUAUUAUUAUUAUUAUUAUUACUAUUAUUAUUGGCUGAUACAAGACAAUAUAGGCCUAAACAAUGUGAUUGUAACGUUGACUAAUUGCAGACCAGGUAGCUUAUGCGACAUUUUAAACCUAAGGCUAGAUAACAUAAUAAACAAUCAUUAAUUAAGUAUUCAAACGGAUUUUAAGAUGACAACUACAGUACGUAGUAAAUGAAUAAUAGGGAAUACCUUAAUGUAUUGUAAAUGGUUGUAAGUCUCAAAAAUAUAAAUAAAUC